Messenger RNA from Camellia sinensis, 1295 nucleotides. Its product is annotated as 26S proteasome non-ATPase regulatory subunit 8 homolog A. Lineage: Eukaryota; Viridiplantae; Streptophyta; Magnoliopsida; Ericales; Theaceae. Gene Ontology annotation, cellular component: cytosol; proteasome regulatory particle; nucleus. The record is from RefSeq and is a predicted model, not a curated record. Gene Ontology annotation, biological process: proteasome-mediated ubiquitin-dependent protein catabolic process.
UGAGCCCGCAUCACCAGUUUGAUAAAAAAAAAAAAAAAAAGAAGUGACAGAGAAGAGAUCCGGAUCCAUCGAAACAGCAAUUUUGGCAGCCCACAGUACCCGGAUCAAACUGCCCCGAGUUCCCUCCAAACCCUUUCUUGCACAAGGAAGAGAAGCUUUCAAAGCGACACAGAGAGAUGGAUCCGAAACUCACAGAGGUUUCGCAGCUAUUCGAGAGAUUCAAGGCCGCUUUUAUUCGGAACGAUUUCGAUACUUGUUCCAAACUCCUGUCUCAGCUCAAGGUCUUGCUGACAGAGUUUAGAAGCCUUCCACCAUUGUUUGAAGAAACUCCCAAUGCAGUUCAUGAGUUGACAUUAGCCAGGGAUAUAUAUGAGCGUGCAGUUGUUUUGAGUGUGAAGAUUGAGGACCAGGAUGCCUUUGAAAGGGAUUUUUUCCAGUUGAAACCUUACUAUACAGAUGCACAUGGCCGCCUUCCACCAUCUCCUCAGGAGUAUCCUAUCUUAGGUCUCAACCUUUUGAGACUCCUUGUGCAGAAUAGAAUUGCUGAAUUCCACACUGAAUUGGAAUUGCUUUCAGCCAGUGCUAUGGAGAAUAAUUGUAUUAAGCAUGCUGUAGAACUGGAGCAAUCGUUUAUGGAGGGGGCUUACAACCGUGUCUUGAGUGCGAGACAGACUGUACCCCAUGAAACUUACGUUUAUUUCAUGGAUCUGUUGGCAAAGACAGUCAGAGGUGAAAUAGCUGGAUGCAGCGAAAAGGCCUACGAUUCACUUUCAAUUAAUGAUGCCCGGAAAAUAUUGUUCUCUUUAGACAAAGAACUUUUUGAAUAUGUCAAAGAGGAACAUCCUGAGUGGGAGAUAAAGAACGGGUUUGUGAUUUUCCAAAAGGCAAAAGAAUCUGCACCUUGCAAGGAGAUACCAUCUCUGCAACUCAUCAAUCAGACACUCAGUUAUGCAAGAGAGUUGGAGCGGAUAGUGUGAAAGAUUGUUGUCAAUGCUACUACCAUUCUAUGGUCCAACCUCCUGAUGCCAAACUUGUGUUUUGCUGAAUUAUUUCCUAGUGCUAGGAUCACUUUUUGUAGUUAAAUUUGUUGACUGUUCGCAGUGUGCAUUCAGAACAUUUUGUUUUGGCUUCCCCUCAAUUGAGUACUUGAUUUCUUUUUCUUUCUUAUCAUUUACGGAACACAAUUUAUCUUAAUUGCAAUCUUGUGUAAAGAGAACAAGAAAAUUAAACUGAAUGGCUGAUUGUAUUAAGAAUCCUCUCUCUCUCUCUCACUAUGUAUGUAGCACAUUGUCAAA